Molecule: messenger RNA, 1440 nt
Organism: Kockovaella imperatae
Lineage: Eukaryota; Fungi; Basidiomycota; Tremellomycetes; Tremellales; Cuniculitremaceae
Exons: 6
Coding region: 1-1440 (479 amino acids)
Biological process (GO): Golgi organization; endoplasmic reticulum to Golgi vesicle-mediated transport
Cellular component (GO): Golgi apparatus
Molecular function (GO): small GTPase binding
Source: RefSeq, a predicted model, not a curated record
AUGACUUCUCCGAGAUCGUCCAUGGAUGUACAAGAACGGAUGAUUCAGCUAGAGACAGAGCUGGAGAACACCAAAGCGGAGAAAGAGACGCUGGGAGCUCAGUACAGGAGCCUCUUGAGCAAGCUCACAGGCAUGAGGCAGAGUUUGGGCGAAAAGUUACGCGAAGACGCAGAAGAGCUGGACCGGAGAGAAAACACUAUCAAUACAUUGCAUGCCGAAAUCUCAGAGCUGCAGCAACACAUUGAAACUUUGAAAUCGGAGCUCGUCAAUGUCAACCAGGAGUCUACGUCACUCCAAAACCAGCUGGCACAACUGAGAUCUCAAUCCGAUUCAUCCUCCUCGGAUGUCCUCUCGCUCACGCGUGAGAUGAGGGAGCUACGUGGAGAAAUGGAGAGACUGCGUAUAGAGAGGGAAGAAUGGGAGGCAGAGGCUAGUCGAGAGAGAGAGAAGAGAGAACGGAUGGAAGAUGAAGUGAGGGCAAUGGAGAAACGUGAAAGGGAUGGACUACGAGAAUUGGAGCGGGCCCGACAGGAAUCAACGCAGGAAAAGGAAAGGGCUAGUAAUCUACAGGACGUGCUCAGUGAAUUUCAAGCUAACAAAGAUGGAGAGCUUCGACAAGCUACGGCGGAGCUGGAGGCACAGCUCAAAUUAGCUGCAGCCUCUUUGUCCGAGUACAAGCUGCGAGCUGCCAAUGCGGAGACUCGUUUGACGGAAGUAGGCAGCGACAAAACCAGAUCUUCGGCGCUGGAGAAAGAGCUCAAGGAGAAGACGCAAAUUAUUGGCAAACUUCGGCACGAUGCUGUGGUUAACAACGAGCAUUUGACUGAAGCGUUGCGGAGACUGAGGAAAAACACUUCAGAUACAAACGUCGACCGACGUCUUGUCACCAAUAUACUUCUCUCCUUCCUGACUGCCCCUCGAUCCGACUCGAAGCGGUUUGAAAUGCUUUCCAUUCUUGCCACGAUUCUCUCCUGGGACGACACAGAGCGGGAGAAGGCCGGACUGCAGAGAAUAGAUAAAGGCGCGCCAAGAGCAAAGGUGGAGAAAGGCAAAGCACGUCAAGGAGAGAAGAGUGCCGAGGACGCAGCUGCGCUCAACGAGUCUUUCAGCAACCUGUUCGUCGAAUUCCUCCUCAAAGAAGCUUCACAGGGUCAACGUCAUUCACCAACUUUGCCGGGUGGACCAGAGACACCGGGAUCGCCUAACGAGCGCCUCUCCAGUCCGCCAUGGUCCCCAGCGAUUGCAGGUACACCUCCCCGUGCCGUGCGUCGAUCUUCUUCUGCCUCCAACACAUCCGUCCCGCCGUCAAUCCUUGGGGAAUUGUCCAACACAUCGGGCUCAACCUACGAGACCUUGAUGAGUAGUAAUACGACACCGACCGAGAGGGGACCGGGUAUGUUGCCUGCUCCUCUCAGUCGUAAAGCAAGCUACGGGAGAUGA